AUGUCCCUCUUCUGGUCCCAAUGGCAGCCGCAAUUCUGGACCAAAGAAACCGUGGCGUGGCUGAAGCAGACCUGGGGCAUCACGCUGCUGCGCUGCCCCAUGGCGGUGGAGGUGCGUUUCUGCGGCGAGACGACGGAGUUGUUCGGUUUGGAAGGAUCAGGUCUGAGCCAGGGCUGGGGGGAGGGACCCCCCGAGACGAGCCGGGAAGCUCCAUUCGACGGAUUUCACAAGAGAAGAGGCUACCUCACUCCCGGCAACAAGCAGGCGGAGCUUAAGAAGCUCGAGACGGUGGUGGAUGCUGCGCUGGAGCUUGGCAUCUACGUGGUGAUUGACUGGCACGACCAUAACGCGGACCAGCACCAGAAGGAGGCGGCCGGCUUCUUCAAGAAGAUGGCCAAGAAGCCCUCCGCCUGGGGCCGGUAUGGGAGCUACCCCAACGUCAUCUUUGAGGUGUUUAACGAGCCGAUCAAGCAGAGUUGGGAGGAGGUCAUCAAGCCUUACCACGAGAUGAUCGUGGAAGUGAUCCGGGAGCACUCCACCAAUCUCAUCGUCCUGGGCACCCGGAUUUGGUCCCAAGACGUGGAUGUGGCCGCAGCGGACCCGGUGGCCGGUGAGAACUUGGCGUACACCAUCCACUUCUACGCCAAUACCCACAAACAGGAGUUGCGGGACAAGGUGUCGAAGGCCCUGGAGUUGGGCGCCGCGGUGUUUGCCACGGAGUGGGGCACCUGCGACGCCUCGGGGGACGGCACGGUGAACCUGGCCGAGGCCGAAAGGGGAAACCGAAACGAGGGGCCGGUGAGGGGGGGGAGGGGGUCGGAGGGUCUUUUGGUGGCUGUCUAA
Molecule: messenger RNA, 843 nt
Organism: Effrenium voratum
Lineage: Eukaryota; Dinophyceae; Suessiales; Symbiodiniaceae
Source: the annotation of a GenBank genome assembly